Molecule: messenger RNA, 2080 nt
Organism: Conger conger (European conger)
Lineage: Eukaryota; Metazoa; Chordata; Actinopteri; Anguilliformes; Congridae
Gene: tm6sf2b
Product: transmembrane 6 superfamily member 2b
Exons: 11
Coding region: 132-1190 (352 amino acids)
Biological process (GO): lipid homeostasis; regulation of lipid metabolic process
Cellular component (GO): endoplasmic reticulum membrane; endoplasmic reticulum-Golgi intermediate compartment membrane
Source: RefSeq, a predicted model, not a curated record
GCGGCCUUCUGCACAGAUGUGAGGUCGUUCUCCUGACUCAUUCGGCAGGUGAGUUCAGAAUGAUUAAUUCCUGGAAGAAUCUGGAAGUAAUGGCCCAAAACAGAGUGGGAUACAGGUCACAGGGAUGACCUAUGCUCCACCAAGGAUUUAAGCCCUUUGUCAUCCUGGAGAUCGGAGUGGCGGUGCUGGUGGCGGUGUUUCUCCUAGUGUUUCUCGCGGUCCGUCAGAAGCCGCCCAAAGACCUCCUGUUCUACGUAUUCGCGGAGUUUUCCUUCACUUGCAUCAUUGACCUCACCAGCGCCCUGGAGUACGAUGGAUACGCCUCCGGGUUCAUGGAGUUCUACCGGACUACGGGGGAACCGUAUUUGGGCACGGCCUACGCCAUCAUGAUGUGCUACUGGGACGGCGUCAUGCACUUCUUCCUGUACCUGCUCAUGGUGCGGCGCAUGAGGAAGGAGAAGCCGUACCGGACGGUGGCCAUUUUCUGGGCGGGGUCCCUCUUCGCCAACAUGGUGAUCUUCGUGCCAGGCAUCGUCCUCGGUAAAUACGGAUCGGAGAUCCGCCCGGCUUUCUGGCUCAACAUGCCCUUCCUGCUGGUUCCCGUCGGGGGUGCGAUCGCCCUGUUCCGCAGACCGAGGGAGCUGCCGGCCGUCUCCCCAGGAAGGAUCGAGCGCGCCCAGAAGAGAAACCUGCUCCUGCGGCCCCUCGACCUGCUCCUGAUCCUCUCCCUGCUGGGGGCCGUCGGCUUCUCCCUCUUCAGGGGCCUGGUGGUUCUUGAUUGCCCUCUGGAGACCUGCUUCACCUACAUUAGCAAGUACGAGCCGUAUCUGAAGGACCCGGUGGGCUACCCCAAGGUCAUGAUGCUCAUCUUCCUGUUCUAUGCCACGCCCCUGCUGGCUGCCUUCGCCUACGGGCUGUGGACGCCGGGCUGCGUCUGGAUGCUGGACUGGACCGUGUACUUCGCCGGGGCCAUGGCUCAGUGCCAGUGGUCCCACAUCGGAGCAUCCCAGCAUUCCCGGACCGCUCUCCAGUACCGGAUCCCGGCGGAGAUGUGGAAGCCCGUCAUGGGGCUCAACCUGGCGUAUCUGGCGGUCCCCCUGCUUCUGGCCUGGCGGUGCACACGCAGCCCCGCCUUCUUCAUGAAGGCGGAGCCCGAGGGGAAGGCCAAUCACGAGAAGAAGUACAACUGAGCUCGCCGCGCCACGUGGGACAGCAUCUCCUCCGUAACAACCACGUCCGUGUACACUCCACCAAUCGGGGCGCAGGAGUCAAAAUGGCCGACCAUGUGUCAGCAUAACACAGCAAUCCAGCCGCCAACAGCCCGUUCAUUAGACUGUGAUCUCGCUCUGCUCCGGCCUACACACUCUACGUCUCUGACCCAAUGUCUGAGACCGAGCUAUAAAAACACCUAUAAACUUUAAAACUAUGCCCCUGCUUGGACUAACAGGCACACUUCGACUCCUGCGGGCGCACUCUGCCUGAGCUCUGCUCCGAGCGAUGCGCUAACGAUGCUAACCCCCCUCUCCCCCCCUUCCGAUUCUGCGAUCCAAUUAGCGCAGUCUCCCGACUUCUGAAUCAGUAGAACCUCUUUAAGCCGCAAGGCUAAUAUUGAUACAGCGGCAGCAGUCUUGAUUGGCGAUAAUUGACUAAAGCGGAGGCAUUUUGGUACCGCGCUGACGAAUCAAAACAAUAGACUUGAGUACUGGAAUAAGUGCACUGUCAACACAAACCGUAGACGUAUAUGCCGCUACUAACGAACGAUGUCCGUGGUCCACAGUUACAGUACAACAGCACCUGGCGAAGACAACCCCAAGCAGCCAUGCCACUCAUCUUUUGAUCAUUUCACUACAGGAAGAUAGAAUUCAGCCAUCUGCCGAAAGCUGUCACUUCACUAGACGACGGCCGCGUCGAAGGAAUUUUCUGUGGAGAGGACGAUUAGCUGGGACUCCACUUAUGCGGAGACCGAUUAGUGAAUGAGUCAGUAAAUUCCGAGUCGUGGGUGUAAAGAUGCGCGCUGUCAUAGCUCGCACCUUGAAAAGCGCAGAUUGCCGAACAGUUGGCAGUCGGCGUAUGUUAGCGU